This is a messenger RNA of Hypanus sabinus (Atlantic stingray), 3544 nucleotides long. RefSeq lists its product as uncharacterized. Lineage: Eukaryota; Metazoa; Chordata; Chondrichthyes; Myliobatiformes; Dasyatidae. The transcript is spliced from 4 exons. Bases 1635 to 2885 code for a protein of 416 amino acids. The record is from RefSeq and is a predicted model, not a curated record.
GUUGAACUCUGACGGUCACUGUGACGUCACAUUCCAACAGGGCGACUCCUGCUAGCCAGUUGAUGGAGUAAUCGUGGACGGGUGAAAACAGGGAACGUCUUCAAGAACACAAGAAGUGUUAAAAAGUUAGGGGGUGGCGCUUGAGAAAGAAAGGAGGACAAAUGAAUAUUCUAAAAUGUUUCAUGCUGCCGCAGGAUGGGAUGGGCCAAGUCGGUUGGCAUGGGAUCGAAGAUUUUGCAGGUCUGAUAUGGACAUCAAUAACCUCAGAACCCACAAAACUGGACUUGUCACUAAUUAAAAGAACUGUGUAUAGAAAGCUGGCCGUCAUGGAACAGUUGUGAAUGUACACUCUGUGGCCGUGCCAUUUUGGUAGAGGUGGCAUUUCGUGGAUCUCUGUGGUCUACUUCUGCUGUCAACCGUCCACUUCAAGGGCUACGACCAGAGGAGCCCCUGCCUGCCACAUGGUGGACCCUCUUUCCGAGGCCCAAACCGCGCUCGGAAGAUGGUAUUUGCCAAGUCAUCUCGCUGUUCCGGUGUUACAACCCGAGCAUCGCAUACCCGGUGAUCGUCGGCUGCUUCUUCGCCAUCUUCUUCAUUUGUCUGACCUGGUUCAUUCACGGGAAGAGAAUGUGGUCGUCGGCACCUCUGAGUGCAGACCGAUCCAAGAGGCCUCACUUCCAGUGUGGCAAGGAAGAAGAUCUGGGAAGAAGUGGGAAAAAAAUCUCUAUUUCGUGAUGGUGGUAUUAGGAAUGAAGAAAUAAAGAAAUUUAAAGAAUUAUCUGUUAUGACAUUCAAGCCAAAAGAGAAGAUUGAAUUAAUUACAGGCUUAACAAAGCAAUAUAUGGAAAUUGAAAAAGAUUGUUUCCCAGAUGUGGUUAUGGGAUCAUAUGAAAAAUGCCAUUGUGAUGUACCAAAGAAACAUUUAUCCAAGUUGAUCAGAGUUAGGAAUGAAUAUAAAAUGUCGAAACCAUUGUAUACACCUCUUAUGGAAAGUGAUGCUGUUGAUCGUUCAGAGACUAACUUAAGGCAAAAACUUGUUCUAAGUUUGUGGGGAUCUCCAAAUUUGUUUGAAAAGUCAUUGAAAACAAUGAUACCGGCAGUGCCACCUGCACCUCCACUUAUCAAAGGAAGAGAAACUACAAUGGUUUGGAAACAGAUUUCAUUGAAGAAAAAGUCAGAAACAAAGAAAAAAUGAAGUCAAUGAGCUCAGCAUGCCUGCACGAGGCAGCGCCAAUGCAAUCCUACCCAAGAUCCACAAACCUGCCUGUCCCAGUAGACCCAUUGCCUCAGCUUGCUCCUGCCCCACCGAACUCAUUUCUGCAUAUGUUGACACUGUUUUAUCCCCCCUUGUUCAAUCUCUUCCCACCUAUGUUCGUGACUCUUCUCACACUUUAAAUUUUUUCAAUGAUUUUAAUUUCCCUGGCCCCCACCGCCUUAUUUUCACCAUGGACGUUCAGUCCCUAUAUACCUCCAUCCCCCACCAGUAAGGUCUAAAAGCUCUUCGCUUCUUUUUGGAUAACAGACCUAACCAAUUCCCCUCUACCACCACUCUCCUCUGUCUAGUGGAAUUAGUACUUACUCUGAAUAAUUUCUCCUUUGGCUCCUCCCACUUCCUCCAAACCAACGGUGUAGCCAUGGGCACCCGCAUGGGUCCCAGUUGUGCCUGCCUUUUUGCUGGCUUUGUGGAACAGUCCAUGUUCCAAGUCUGUAUGGGUAUCCGUCCCCCUCUUUGCUACAUUGACGACUGCAUUGGUGCUGCCUUCUGCACGCUUGCUGAGCUCGUUGACUUCAUUAACUUUGCCUCCAACUUUCACCCUGCCCUCAAAUUUACCUGGUCCAUUUCCGACACCUCCCUCCCCUUUCUUGAUCUUUCUGUCUCCACCUCUGGAGAUGGCUUAUCUACUGAUAUCUACUAUAAGCCUACAGACUCUCACAGCUACCUGGACUAUUCCUCUUCCCACCCUGUCUCUUGCAAAAAUGCUAUCCCCUCCUCACAAUUCCUCUGUCUCCACCGCAUCUGCUCUCAGGAUGAGGCUUUUCAUUCCAGGACGAAGGAGAUGUCUUCCUUUUUUAAACAAAGGGGCUUCCCUUCUUCCACCAUCAAUUCUGCUCUCAAACACAUCUCUCCCAUUUCCUGCACAUCUACCCUCACCCCAUCCACCCGCCACCCCACUUGGGAUAGGGUUCCCCUUGUCCUCACCUACCACCCCACCAGCCUCCAAGUCCAAUGUAUAAUUCUCUGUAACUUCCACCACCUCCAAUGGGAUCCCACUACCAAGCACAUCUUUCCCUCCCACACUCUUUCUGCUUUCCGCAGGGAUUGCUCCCUACGCGACUCCCUUGUCCACUUGUCCUCCCUAUCCCUUCCCACCGACCUCCCUCCUGGCACUUAUCCUUGUAAAUGGAACAAGUGCUACACCUGCCCUUACACUUCCUCCCUCACCACCAUUCAGGGCCCCAGACAGUCCUUCCAGGUGAGGCGACACUUCACCUGUGAGUCGGCUGGUGUGGUAUACUGCGUCCGGUGCUCCUGGUGUGGCCUUUUAUAUAUUGGUGAGACCCGACGCAGACUGGGACACCGUUUUAAUUCCACAUCCCAUUCCCAUUCUGAUAUAUCUAUCCACGGCCUCCUCUACUGUCAAGAUGAAGCCACACUCAGGUUGGAGGAACAACACCUUAUAUACCGGCUGGAUAGCCUCCAACCUGAUGGCAUGACCAUUGAUUCUCUAACUUCUGUUAAUGCCCCUCCUCCCCUUCUUAUCCCAUCCCUGACAUAUUUAGUUGUUUGUUUUUUUCUCUCUCUCUGCCCAUCACUCUGCCUGUUCUCCAUCUCCGUCUGGUGCUCCCCUCCCCCUUUCUUUCUCCCUAGGCCUCCCGUCCCAUGAUCCUUUCCCUUCCCCAGCUCUGUAUCACUUUUGCCAGUCACCUUUCCAGCUCUCAGCUCCACCCCACCCCCUCUGGUCUUCUCCUAUCAUUUCGCAUUUCUCCCUCCCCCACUACUUUCAAAUCUCUUAGUAUCAUUCCUUUCAGUUAGUCCUGAUGAAGGGUCUCGGCCUGAAGCAUCGACAACGCUUCUCCCUAUAGAUGCUGCCUGGCCUGCUGUGUUCCACCAGCAUUUUGUGUGUGUUGUUUAAUUAUCAUUAAGACAUUUUAUGGGUUCUGCACCACCUGUGAAUAUCAUAAAGUCAUCAGAAGCUAUGAUAAGUAUGAAGAACAAUAACAUUGAAAUCAGAGUGACUUGUAAAACUAAAAAUCUGCAGAAAAUGUUUGUGCAACUAAAUAGAAUGAAGUUUACCUCAGCACAAAAUAUAAAAGAGAACAAUAAAACAGAUACAAAAUCAGGAAGAGAAUUUAUUUCCGCUUGCCUUAAAGAAGAAGCUAAAGGUAAACUAGAUAUUUCCUUGAUAAAACAGCAUGUAGAAGUUCACCAAGUCACUUUGCCAGAAAAGGUGAUGAAGUCCUAUGAAAUCACAUCAAAAAGAUCAUUUCCAUAGCCUGUUCUAGCUAGAAAUAGAUUCAAAAAACCAAGACCAUUGUAUCUAUC